CGCGGCUUGAGUUCACCGGUGAAACGGAAGUCUUGGAAGCGCCUUGCCGAGCUCGGGACGAUGGAGCCUGCCGCCGACAUGGGUGGUUCCAGCGACCACCGGAAAAAAUUUAGCUUGAAGCGAUGGGUCAAGAAGGCCUGGGCCAAACAACGACGUAACACGGAAGAGAGGCACCUGAAACGAAAGCAGCAGCACCGAGAGGUGAAGAAAGCCAAGCCCGAGGACAGUACUGCCGAGUCGGGUCUCGUCGAACGAUUCAACCGGCUCCCCACGGUCCUGGACAACAACAAUGUGCAACAUGCCGCGGCCUCCACCGAGGCUGCGACAUGGGAUGUUGACGAACUACACGACAACCAAGAACAGGACGAAGCGCCAUUGCGCAAAAAGUCGAUCGCGCCACUCCGCAUAGGCGUGCCAUACACCGACGCCAUCACGAUUGAGAAUCCUAUUUUGAACAACCCUGACAUGGGCGACCACCGCGGGGCCACCGUUGACCGACCGACCGCAGCCGACAACGCAGCCAGCGUCAAGGCAGUCUGUGAACGCUUCCGCCGCAAGAACAGCAAGGCCGCUGUGCCAUCUCGGCUAGACUUGUUCAACCAAAUCAACAAGCUGCCCCAUGACCCUCGCGAAUUUCUACGGACCGUCGAACAGCGCAAGCCAUACAGUUCGAACCAUCCGUCGUCCAUGCGGGCGCGUCAUUUCGACCCACAGUUUACCGGGCCGAUUGCAGCAGUUUUGGCUCGCUCGGCUGUGAUGAAUGUCGACGACAGCAGCAGCGACGAAGGCAGCAGCAACGAUGAGUGGAAGUAGGAAACGAGGUCGGCCACUUGAUAAUUUACACAUGAACAAGGCGCUGCCACUACUUGGUCACACUUCUUUUUAGACCUGCUGAUGGAAUCAUACGAUGAUGGGGCUCCACUCGGACGAGGGUCGGUGCUUGAAGGACUUGGGUGCCUUUCGCUGGUGUUGACCUCCAUGUUUGAUGACUCGCAUGACCAUGUGGGGGUCCAUGAGGGCUGGGUUGCGAAAGAUGUCGUGGUCGUUCGCAUACGAUAACAACUCGUCGCGGGUGAACCGCACAGAGUCGUUCAAUUUGUCGUGGGUGUACGUGUACGAUCCUUUGUCCGACAGCUUGGGGGCCACGGACCGCCAUCCGCCGUGACUGAACUGUUGAAUCACUUUGGUUCGAAAGCUGACUUCUCGUCCAGCCUUGAUGGGCGACUGCAUGCGUGGCUGGGUCUUGUCGACGACGUGGGGUGUAACGUAUGACGUAGAAAGCUCAGGGACGGGCUGUGUGCCCUUGCUGUCGAGUUGGCUCAUGGCUUUGUUCAAAAUGUCGUCAACCCCCACAGCUGUGUAAACGUUUUGCGACGAUGGCAUCGACUUCGAGCACGGCGCAGGUUGGACCGGCGACGGUUCAUCACAAACCGUUUCUUCAAGGAACGACGCCAUGGACUCGUCCGAUUUGCCUGCGAGCGGAGACUGAUCGCACGACAAAAUGGUCGAAAUUAGCGCGGCGUUGCGGCGUUUCUUCGGAGACGAUGGAUUCGUGCUGGUGCCCACGACGACAUUCCACGGGCGUUUGCUUGCCUUGCCAGGGGAUUCCAGGGCCCAGUUCGGCGUCGUAACGGUGACUUCUGCUGCUUUCUUUCGUUCACAUGAGAUGGCGGACGAGGCUGCAGGGCUUGGGAUGGUGUGUGGUGGUGUUCCUAAGAGGUCCAGCACAGAGAAGAGCGACGAUGUCGUCAUAGGUGACGUGUUGACAAGCUUGUCGUUGAUGGAGUCCAAUUGCGUUUGAUUCUUUGUCUUUGGGGUGGACGACAAUGUCAAAUUCGAGCACACCGUAGUCGCAACCACGGGUGGCGUUCUGCGUGGUUGAAUCGCCACAGACGGAGAUGACUGUAGUGCUGAGCCUGAAAUAGUGGGGGAUUUCGUAGGUUUUGAGCUUGAAGGGACCAGUGAGGAUUUUGUGGUAGCGGCCUUGGACACUUGAACGGAUCCCAGCGGUUCCGUGUCGCUUGAAUUGGUGGCCACAGUGAACGAAGAAGUCGGUUGCGUUGGCGAUGGCGUAGUCACAUCCACAACGUGGACAGGUGGCGGGGUAGUUGACACAACUGGGGAGCUCUCAACGAGCGCGUUAUCUUGGAAGAGAGAUAGUUUGGAAUUCCUCUUUCUUGGCGUGUGUGGGGUCUUUUGUGAUGAAUCAAUGAUCGCACGCGAAGAAGGCGUCGAGACAGAGACAUUCUUCAAUCCCCGUCUUGAUGGGGUCGCCUCAGCACCUUCAGUUUUUUUGGGUGUUGCGGUACCAUUCACGGUCUUGGUUGAUACAGCAGCGGCUGAAUCAGGUCCUGCGUAUUUUCGAGAUACCACUGACCCCAACUUGGUCGACAAAUUCUUUAAGUAGAGUGCACUUGUGGAAGUGAUGACGCUGUCGACUGGGGAAUCUUCCUUGAAUUCGGAAGGCUUCGAUGCAGAUUUAGCUUUGAUGGGGGUCUUGGGCCUCGUCGACUUCGGCACCUUCAAAGAUUGUGGAGACUUCUCCAUCAGGGUACUCUUUGUGGACGCCAUCGACGAUCUGGAAGUGGUGGCACCAGGGGGCGUGGACCCAGUUGAAGAUUUGGGCGUUCUCGGAGUAGCCUUGGUAGUCGGGGACUUUUUGACAUCAGCAGCGGAGGGCGAUGGUUCUUUUGCAGUCUUAGCUCGGGGAGACAAGCGCUUGGUAGGGGUGGAAGCAGGUGUUUCCGAUCGCGAAGUCCGAGAGGAUGUGCAUGUGGGAGUUGCGACGUCUUCUGUCACAAGCUUAGUCUUCGCCUCCAAGGAACUAGCUUCACGACUUGGAGACGACGGAGCCUGGCCGUAUACUGGCAAUAUGCCAGAAGCUGCACUUGGAGAGGAGACUACAGUUGCGUCGCUUGGGCUAGUUUUAUGACGCUUGGAUGAAUUCUCAAGGGGAGGCGACAUAGCCUGCUUUCGCUUGAUGUUUGUGGUGACGGGAGCCAAGUACGCUUCAACAGCGUCGAUCAUGGACUCAAAGAGGUUGACCUUGGGGCAGAGUUCGAAUGUGUCGAUGUUCGGCAUGACGUACCAUGGUACUUGUCCUCGACGAACGAAGAGUUGCCAUCCCAACGUGCAUCGCAUGUGCUCCCACAGAUGUGGCAAAAUGUGUUCAAAGGCUGUCGUGUUUUGCAGCGCGAAGAUGACAGCUUCACCUUUCGAGCCAAACGCCGUCGCGUUCUUCUGGAACGCAUCAACCGAGUCGAUUGCUGGGCUAAUGUAGAAGAAGUUGGUCGCACUCAGCUUCAUUUCUUCCCAUCCUUGACUCUCGAGGCCUUUCCAUGCAGCGUCGGCCCACGUUUCGUCCAUCGUGGCGAUGGUGUG
Molecule: messenger RNA, 3381 nt
Organism: Aphanomyces invadans
Lineage: Eukaryota; Oomycota; Saprolegniomycetes; Saprolegniales; Verrucalvaceae
Exons: 5
Coding region: 61-813 (250 amino acids)
Source: RefSeq, a predicted model, not a curated record